AUGAAGAGGACAAGACCUCAACGAGACUCAACAAAUAGAUUCAGAGCUCCCUGUUUCCCUUCCAUGGACUCUAAGGUUCCCAAUAUGGUGAAAAGGGAAAGUUACUCGUCUGAUGAGGACGAAGAUGAUGAACCUUCCCCAUACGACCUACUUGAUAAAUCUACUCAACGCGACAUAGAUCUUUUGCACCAGAUCUGUGCUUUAGAAGAUUUUUAUCAACGUUUCAUGGCUGUCAUUUAUGAAUUGGAUCAACCCGCCAUGAAAGCUACUUACCAAUUAGAUUUCGGUAACAAGGAUCUUCUGAAAGAUCCUGCCACCGGAAAAUACGUAUCUAGAGAAGACAAUCCAGCUCGCUUGAUCGAAAUGCUUGAAAGGAUAACUGAUUGUCAACGAAAAUCAAAAGAUAACUUGGUUACCGAAGUUAUUCUCGGAAGACUGGAAUCCACCUUCAUAGAAUUCCUUCGCAAUACUGAAGUGGAACUUCGGUCUUGUCCCAAGUACAACAACGGCGUAGGAGUCUUCCUUAUCCGUCAGGCUUUUCCCAAAGGAAAGCCGACGAAAGAUCCCCCUGGCAAAAUCGAUUUGAGAGGGAUUCAGUUAACAUUGUUCACUCUGCCAAGAGGGAUUGAUGAUGCCGGCAGAUAUGGGUUCAAUUCUGCCUUGACUUUCGACAGACCGGAUGAUGCUGAUGAACGUCGGCAAAGGCUUUACUUGGGCUUAGGAGUCGGGCGACUAGUAAAUCACAGUUGCAAGUACAAUAUAGGUUGGGUCCUAGAACAUUCAGACAUGGAUGCACUCAGUCAGAAAUCUGGAAAUGGUAUAGGUUGUGCAACUUUCGACUUCAAACAGGUUGUGGAUAGGACCAAACCUGGUGAUGAGUUAUCUUGUUAUUACAGCGAUUACUUCGCUGAAAAUCUCUGCCAAUGUGACAACAGCGUUGUGCAUCUAGCUUCCAGUGAAUCGUCUGAACAUGAUUCAUCAGGUGAAUAUCAGGAAGGUAAACAAAACAAAAAGAAGUCUGCUUCAGAAGCCAAAUCUGCUUUCAAAAUGCGAGCGCGAAGAAUGAGAUCGAGUUCAAGUAGACUUUCGCGAAGAUCUGACACCGAAAAUAGCACCCAAAUGAUAAAGACUGCAAGGGUUCCGCCACGUGAACGACUCAAGUUGGACACCAGACUCGGUUGGUCAGCCGAUGAGGAAUUUCAAUCGCCUAUCGGCAAACCAACGACACAGAGGUCUGAGGCCAAUGCAAAUGCCAUUCAAGAAGACUCUGUUGAUAACGUUCUAUCACACUUUCCAACAUCCAAGAUUCCUGACGUGGCGGGUGGUCAAAUAAAAGGGAUAUCAGUGGUUAAAGGGGUUAUGAGACCUAAAUACAAUGACACUAACGACCGUAUCAGUACUAACGGUCCCGUUGAAUCUAAUCCACCUCUACCUUGGGGUUUUACUGACGCUGAUCCUGAUGACUUGCUGAAUGAUCUCCAUCCUCCAAGAGUGGCUGACACGAACCUUCAAGUCCUCGCUGAUACGUCGUCCGAAUUAGAGUAUUUACCUUUCUCGGGUGACGACAAUUGUCGGGCAGCAAGCAAACGACCUCAAUGUCAUCCACAAACCUACAUCAAACGGGACAACGAAUUCAUAUCAGCAAUCCAAAUAACCGAGAACACUAAAAGCAAGAGUGAACCAAGAACUAGAAAAGCUCCAUCGACUCGAAAAUCCGUUCCACCUACUGAGAAGUCUUCGGCAAGAACGAUAGAUAUAGUCGGAGCAGGUGCACUGACUACACCAUCAAGCUCGAAAAUUCCCGAGGUCGCUUCACUUACGCCAUUCGACGUGGCGAGAUAUUGGAAUAACAAUAUUUCAAGCUCAACACCCGCGCAGCCGACCGGUCCUGUCAAUCAAAACCCAGCAUCAAACAUCUCAGAGUUUGUCUGCCUCGAAGCUGAUCAAACAGUCAAUCACCCUCCCACUGCUGACGUAUUGGCCGAAUAUGCACCAUCUCCUCCAGCUGAGACACAACAGCAAAUACAAAAAAAUAUUGUCCGCGUCAAGAGGGUCAUCCGUGACCAUGCCAAGUACAUGCACGAGCUCUCUUUCACUCCAGACUUGCCAAGCCAUGUGUGGAAAGAGUGCAAGGAAGUUCGCGAUAAACAUAAUGAGGAGCUGGAGCGACUACUUCGGCAGGUCGACGAAAGCGGAGAGCGCGUGCGAAAUAAAGAAGAGACUGGCACUGGGGAUCCCAAGAUAACUGCGCACUUCCAACCUAUCUCUGGAAGUGGCAAAGAAGUGGCCAAAUCCUACAUCUAG
This is a messenger RNA of Kwoniella shivajii, 2304 nucleotides long. RefSeq lists its product as uncharacterized. Gene Ontology annotation, molecular function: protein binding. The record is from RefSeq and is a predicted model, not a curated record. Bases 1 to 2304 code for a protein of 767 amino acids. NCBI's taxonomy places the organism in Eukaryota, Fungi, Basidiomycota, Tremellomycetes, Tremellales, Cryptococcaceae. The transcript has 8 exons.